AUGGCAUCUUUUACAGAGAACUUGCGAACAAAACAACAGUCCACGUUGAACGCCGUGCAUUGCGUCCCUUACAAGUUAGAAGUGAUUGCUUUGACUAGAAUCAUCAUUAAACUGGGUGUCUCAGUUUUCCCAUAUUCUGGCAAAAAUCAACCUCCAAAAUUUGGAGAUUAUGAAGCUCAAAGACAUUGGAUGGAAAUUACGGUUAACUUACCCAUACAGGAUUGGUAUAGAAAUACAACAGACACUAAUUUAUUGUACUGGGGACCGGAUUACCCUCCUCUCACAGCAUAUCAAAGCUACCUAACUGGAUUGGUGGCUAAGAAAAUCAACCAAGACUAUGUUAAACUCCAUGUGUCCCGGGGAUUUGAAAACUUUGACCACCAACAUUUCAUGAGGAUGUCCGUCCUUGUGUCUGAUUGUCUUUUCUUUGUCAGUGCACUUUAUUUUUACAUUAGAAGCUUGAAGAUGAGUAAUAAGUACAAAUGGGUUUUCUUUGCUUUGUACUCACACCCUGGACUUACCCUUAUAGAUUAUGGUCAUUUUCAGUACAAUUGUGUUUCGUUGGGGUUGACCUUGUGGGCAAUCAUUUUUGUUUCUCAGGGAAAGAAUGUGUUAGCAGCAAUUGCCUUUUCAGCUGCCUUAAACUUUAAGCAGAUGGAGUUGUAUCAUGCAAUACCUAUCUUCUUCUAUUUGCUGGCUUCCUGUCAACCUAAAGGUUCCUCACUUCCCUCCCAACUAAAGAAUUUGGUCCAGAUUGGCGCUGCCACAGUGGCGACCUUUGCAAUCAUUUGCGUGGAAUCUUUGAAGACUAUGUCGCCAAUUUUUGGUGCACACUAAAUGUUGUGAUCAAAAUCAAAAGACUAUUAAACCCAACCUCAAUCGCCUCGGGAACUAUCACCUAGGUCAUGCCCGUGCCUGAAAGAAAAAG
Molecule: messenger RNA, 928 nt
Organism: Daphnia magna
Lineage: Eukaryota; Metazoa; Arthropoda; Branchiopoda; Diplostraca; Daphniidae
Product: dolichyl pyrophosphate Man9GlcNAc2 alpha-1,3-glucosyltransferase-like
Exons: 4
Coding region: 1-837 (278 amino acids)
Biological process (GO): protein N-linked glycosylation
Cellular component (GO): endoplasmic reticulum membrane
Molecular function (GO): dolichyl pyrophosphate Man9GlcNAc2 alpha-1,3-glucosyltransferase activity
Source: RefSeq, a predicted model, not a curated record